Messenger RNA from Eruca vesicaria subsp. sativa (arugula), 1599 nucleotides. The record is from the annotation of a GenBank genome assembly. Lineage: Eukaryota; Viridiplantae; Streptophyta; Magnoliopsida; Brassicales; Brassicaceae.
CGUCCAUUCAUCAUUUUGGCCGGUAAACAAAAACAAUAAGAGAAGAAUUAUCUUAUCUUUACACACCUCUUUUAUGAUUCGAAAACUCAUUAUGUAAAGGUAAAUUAUAUUCGAACUGUUGACAAAAAAAAAAAUUUCGAAUUUUCAUUUUCCUUGCGUGAAAGUCCGUGAGAACAUGAAACCUAUACAUGCACCCUUACAAUAUUGGGCCCUACUUCUCGGCAAUGUCCCUCAUUUUCAACUAUUCGGCUAAGAUUUGAUGACAUGUCACCCCACUAUUAGCUAGCCUCAGAUCUUCUAGGUCCCACUUAACACCCGGCGCGUCCACCACAAUCGCCACUUCCAGACCAUGAAUAGUCAAGCAAAGCAAGAGAGAAGAAGCUGACUCUCUCAUAAAUAAAUUAAACAGAAAAAAAAAAAGCAAACACUAGAGAGAGAAAAGAAAAACAUCAAUCAAAUGGCGUCGAGACUGUGCGACUCGUGCAAAUAUGCGGCCGCGACUCUGUUCUGCCGCGCUGACGCGGCGUUCCUAUGCGUCCAAUGCGACGGAAAAAUCCACACGGCUAACAAACUCGCUUUGCGUCACGAGCGAGUCUUGCUAUGCCAAGUCUGCGAACAAUCUCCCGCGCACGUCACGUGCAAAGCCGACGCAGCCGCGCUCUGCGUCACGUGCGACAGAGACAUCCACUCCGCUAAUCCACUCUCCCGCCGCCACGAGCGCGUCCCCGUCACGCCUUUCUACGACCCCGCUCCUGCUCAGGGAGUAGGAUCAUCAUCAGCCACCACCAAAUCCGCCUCCUCGGCUUGCAAUUUCUUUAACGACGAAGCUGACGUGAGCAUGGAGGCUGUUUCUUGGCUCUUGCCAAACCCGAGUGUCAAGGGAGGAGGAGGAGUAGAGAUACCUAACUUGUUUGCGGAUCUUGAUUACUCGGCGGCUGAUCCGAAGAUGGAGGUGUCUGAGAAUAGCUCCGGCAACGAUGGAGUCGUUCCUGUUCAGACCAAAGCUUUGUUUCUCAACGAAGAUUACUUCAGUUUCGACAUCUCAGCUUCCAAAACAACCUUUCCACAUGCAUUUAGCUGCACUAAUCAAACUGUUACGUCAACGUCUUUUGAUGUACCGUUGGUGCCUGAAGGUGGAGCUGUGACGACGACUACGACCACGGCAACACUAGCAGUGCAGCUAUCACCAGCGGAGAGGGAGGCUAGGGUUUUGAGGUAUAGAGAGAAGAGGAAGAAUCGGAAGUUUGAGAAGACGAUUAGGUACGCAUCACGUAAAGCAUACGCCGAGGUGAGGCCGAGGAUCAAAGGACGUUUUGCUAAGCGAACUGAUUCAAGAGUUGAUGAUGGAAGAGACGUGGGAGUCUACGGCGGGUUUGGGGUCGUCCCCAGUUUCUGAGUCUUCUUUAAUAUGACGCUAAAAUGUUUAUUAGAAAAUAUUGGCCGGUAGCUAAAAUGUUUUUCUUAUCGUUUUUACUUUUUUAUAACUGAUAUAAUUGCAUGGUAGUAUAAGAGAUGUACAUCAAUGAAUCCCCUCUUGGAUUCAACUUUUUAUUUUUUUUAUUAUUAUUUUUUUUUCUUUUCUUUUUGAUUUUUUUUUAG